This is a messenger RNA of Dendronephthya gigantea, 1186 nucleotides long. Its product is annotated as 60S ribosome subunit biogenesis protein NIP7 homolog. The transcript has 5 exons. Gene Ontology annotation, cellular component: preribosome, large subunit precursor; nucleus; nucleolus. Gene Ontology annotation, molecular function: RNA binding. Gene Ontology annotation, biological process: ribosomal large subunit biogenesis; ribosome assembly. The record is from RefSeq and is a predicted model, not a curated record. NCBI's taxonomy places the organism in Eukaryota, Metazoa, Cnidaria, Anthozoa, Malacalcyonacea, Nephtheidae. The coding region runs from base 165 to 707 and encodes 180 amino acids.
CAUGGUGAUUAUGGCGAUGGUCUCUUUAAAUUAGGAUUUAAAUUUAUGUCACUGACCGGCAUCGUCACGGGCGCAUAAUUGCACAUGGCCGAUGCUCGAGGAGUGGAGGUUUUCACAAGAGAAGAAUAAUUCGAAUUAAAUAUAAAAUUUAAAGUCUUUUGAGAAUGAGGCCGUUGACGGAAGAAGAGACGAAGCUUGUGUUUGAAAAACUAUCGAAAUAUAUUGGAGAAAAUCUCAAACUCCUUAUUGAACGUCCUGAUGGAAAUUACUGUUUUAGGCUUCACAAGGAUAGGAUAUAUUAUGUCAGGGAGAACAUUAUGAGAAAAGCGACAAAUGUUGCGAGGGAGAAUCUCGUCUCCCUCGGCACCUGUUUUGGCAAGAUAACUAAAUCAGGGAAAUUUCGCUUGCAUAUAACUGCCCUUGAUUUUCUUGCACCCUAUGCAAAGUUUAAGAUUUGGGUAAAACCUGGUGCUGAACAGUCAUUUCUUUAUGGAAACCAUGUUGCGAAAUCAGGCUUGGGUAGAAUAACAGAGAACACAGAGCAAUAUCAGGGUGUUGUUGUUUACUCAAUGAAUGAUCUGCCACUGGGGUUCGGUGUUGCAGCCAGAUCAACACAAGAUUGUCGUCGGGCCAAUCCUACUGAUAUCAUUUGCUUUCAUCAAGCAGAUACUGGAGAGUAUAUUCGUUCUGAGGAAACAUUGACAUGAAAUAUUUGCAUCUUCAUCUGACAGUAUCACUUGACACUGGGUUGAAGUCAUUGGACAUUAGUAGACCCAGAGAUGCAUUCACCAGACGUUUAUGACGAUUAUUCAUUUUCUCGAAUAAACACAGGGUGAAGUCAUACAGAUGGCAAUAGGAGUUUUUAAUGCAAUGUGGAGAAUGAAGACUUAUGAUAUAAAUUAUGAAAAAACAUAAAAUAUGCCAUGUGAAUGAUGUGAUGUUAUAGUAAUUAUUAUAAUGCCUAAUACAUAUUAUUUUAAUUAAUUAUAAUCAUGCUAUAUUUAUAAGCAGCAAAAUAACUAAAUGCACGUUUUAUAAAUGGCAGAAAAUAUUUAUCACCGCAAACGCCAUGUUAAUGACCUACAAACGAAAAAAUUGAUCGUGAAUUUUUAAUGCUGGUGUACAAAAAAUGAUAAAAUAUUUUGUUGUAAACUUGAGCAACUUGUUUGGCUGAAACUAUUCUUAA